This is a messenger RNA of Plenodomus lingam JN3, 237 nucleotides long. It is a transcript of the gene RPB10, whose product is annotated as DNA-directed RNA polymerase II subunit L. Lineage: Eukaryota; Fungi; Ascomycota; Dothideomycetes; Pleosporales; Leptosphaeriaceae. Gene Ontology annotation, biological process: tRNA transcription by RNA polymerase III; transcription by RNA polymerase I; transcription by RNA polymerase II. Gene Ontology annotation, cellular component: RNA polymerase III complex; RNA polymerase I complex; RNA polymerase II, core complex. The record is from RefSeq and is a predicted model, not a curated record. Gene Ontology annotation, molecular function: DNA binding; zinc ion binding.
AUGAUCAUCCCCAUCCGCUGCUUCUCCUGCGGCAAGGUCACCGGCGACCUUUGGGAACGCUACAUUGGCCUCAUUACCGAGCAGCAAAUGUCCGAUGGUGACGCCCUCGAUGCCGUCGGUCUCCAACGCUACUGCUGCCGCCGCAUGGUCCUCACCCACGUCGAUCUCAUCGAAAAGCUCCUCAAAUAUAACGCGAGUGAACGGGAACAGGCGAGAGCUGCGAGGGGAGGUCGCUAG